UCCGAGUCAGCUAUCGGCUACUUAUGUCUAGCACCUCAGUUAGCUGACCGAUCAGUGACAACGGAUCGCGCGCCGAGCACAGUUCAAAUUGGAAAGCACGCAAAGUAACUUUUCUCGGGAAAUCAAAAUAUUCUAAGAUCAACUACUUACAGCAAUAUCAAGCAACAUUAUGAAUUAAAAAAAAUAAAAACUUAACACUUGUUUAUAUUCUCUGGGCUAGUGGGUCAACAUGUCUCGGUUAUACUAUUGCUGCCUGAUCUGUCUAGGCUUGCAUGCAAAUCUGAUACUCGCCGAUAUUCUCAAGUACGACCCAGUUAUUAUAGAAGAUGCGCACCUGCGAACGCCUGGACUUAUCAGAAAGUAUGGCUAUCAGUUUGAAGAGCACAAAAUUGAUACCAAGGAUGGUUUUCGAUUGACGGCACAUCGCAUACCCAAGCCAGGUGCACAGCCUGUGCUGCUGGUGCAUGCACUGGAGGAUAGCUCUUCGGCCUGGAUCUUGAUGGGACCAGGUCGGGGCCUGGGCUUCCUGCUCAGUGAUCGAGGCUACGAUGUCUGGAUGCUCAACACCAGGGGCAAUCGCUAUUCACGCAAGCAUCGCAAAUACCAUCCGCUGCACCGCCAGUUCUGGGACUUUUCGUUCCAUGAGCUGGGCAUUUAUGAUCUGCCCGCGAGCAUUGACUAUGUGCUAGCCAAGAGUAAGGGCUACGAGCAGCUACACUAUGUGGGCCACUCGCAGGGCACCACCUCCUUCUUUGUGCUGGGCGCCGAGCGACCCACCUAUAUGAAAAAGAUCAAACUGAUGCAGGCACUCGCGCCCGUGGCCUAUUUCAAUAAUGUGCAGCAGCCACUGCUCAGGGCUAUGGCUCCCUAUCUAUCCGACAUUGUGCGCUUGUCUCAGAUCUUUGGAAUCUAUGAAUUUCCACCGGAGAGGGAAGUGUUGCGCGAAUUAAACUAUAAACUCUGCAGUUUUUUUUUUCAAAACACAUGCACCUAUUUUUUAAUGCAAAUAAUAGGCGUGGAUUUCGAGCAGCUAAAUAGAACACUCGUGCCAAUACUGGUGGGACACUAUCCGGCUGGCUCAUCCGUCAAGUCAUUCGCCCAUUAUUUUCAGCAGGUUAAGAACGGUGGCUUAAUCGGGUAUGACUAUGAGAAUCCCUAUAUAAAUCAAAGACACUACGGCAGCGUCAAGCCACCAGCGUACAAGUUGGCCAACAUUAACUGCAAAGUGGCCCUGUAUUAUGGCCAAAACGACUUCCUAACGGCUGUCAAGGAUGUGCAGCAUUUGCGCGAUGAGCUGCCAAAUGUCGUUCAUGAUGAGAAAUUGGCCUACAAGAAAUUUAAUCAUCUCGACUUUAUAUUUGCGAAUGAUGUCAAAGAGUUGCUCUACGACAGCAUGUUCCAGGUAAUGGCAAGGGUCGACAAGGGGGAGCUUUAGUUCAAAAGUUGAAUAUAUUCAUCAAUAUAGUUCUAA
Molecule: messenger RNA, 1471 nt
Organism: Drosophila montana
Lineage: Eukaryota; Metazoa; Arthropoda; Insecta; Diptera; Drosophilidae
Product: lipase 1-like
Exons: 4
Coding region: 230-1435 (401 amino acids)
Biological process (GO): lipid metabolic process
Molecular function (GO): hydrolase activity, acting on ester bonds
Source: RefSeq, a predicted model, not a curated record